UGAUGACCCCUGUGAAGUAACGGAAAAUAACAAAACGCUACUGAUACAUCAAACUUGUUAUUCCAAUUGGCAGAACUGGAAUUCUCAACAAGUUUAGCUUUCAAAACAUUUUCGAAUUUUCAAAUUGAAUAAUGACGGAAGUACUCAUCAAAAAUAUAUUUGACAAUUCAGCAUAAUUUUGUCAAAUCUCAAUUUCUGAAAUCAGUCACAUUACUUUGUUUGAUCAAUAAAAAGGUUAAACCUGAUUGUUCAGUGCACAAAAUGGAGAGCAUCUUAUUGCCCAGUGAAAUUGAACUUUAUAUAGACACAAUGAUGCCGCAGAAAAUGGAAAAUAUAGGAUCUCAACAGUGGUUUGAUUGGCACCAAAGAAUACAAAAGUUGAAUCAACAAGCACUUAUCGAGGCAUCUGUUUUGAAGGAGGAGCAAGUAAAAGAAACGUUGGUUUCAUUUGGAAAAUUGAACGUCUUAACACACGAAGCAAUUUUGAUAAACAUCUGGAAACACAAGGUUCUUCCGCAUAUUCUCAAGCUGCAACCGUAUCCCGAUAGUACCUUCAUAGUUUAUUCGAUCCUGUACCAUGAAGCAGUUUGCGUGGCCUUACUAGAGCUGGUCUUGUACCACCCCAACUGCUGCGAAGCCUUAGAAGACACGUCUGGUGAUCUUUUAGAGUAUGUAACCGGAAACGUAUCUCAGCUUCUGUCGGUUAAGUUAACCGAACCUAACAACCAAGAGGCGCCGGUUGAUGAAAUCAACAGACAGAAAAAUAGUCUUACGUUUGAUAUUGGAAUACGUUCGCUGUCGAUUGUGAGAUACAUCGCCGAGAAUUUGGAAGGACUUCCACUGAACGUGCGUUCAAAAAUGUAUGCAGAUUAUGAUGUGCCAGUCCUUUUCACGGAGAUCAUGUUGGCCGCACCGUGGGCGAAAAACGGAAAGGUUUAUUCAGGAGGGUCCUGGAAAGCUUGGGACAACGAACAGCUUGGACAAAGCGAAGCGCAGGUUUGGCUGACUCUAAGACACCUUCUUCUCGACCCAGAUUGCCCAAAGUACUAUCCCCUUACCGAGAGUCGUCGUAAUCACCUGGCCAAACUGCUCCCCUUGAUGAAACCCACCCUCCUAGAUCAGCUUUCCCCUUUGAUCGAACUGAACCACUGGUUGUGUCGCGUUAACUUUCUCGAUCAGUCGGCGGCACCUCCCAAACCUCUUCUCAUCGAAGCCCUCUUGGAGAUCAAGGAAAAAAUCUUGAGACAGACGGGCGGGAAAUGGAAGAAGUUGGCGGAAAAACAACUGCCGGUUGUGUUUACGACGGAUAAGACUUUGCUUUUUGAUAUAGCAUCGAAGCUGAGCGAUGCUUAUAAUGCCGAACUCCUGGAGAAAUUUGAAGUGAAAAGCCAGGCCAAAUGUGCUCAAUGCGGCAAAGAAGCUAUCCAAAGAUGUGGACGGUGCCAGAAAGCUUGGUACUGCAACCGUAUUUGCCAAACGGACCACUGGGGCGAACAUAAGAAACAAUGUUGUCUCUAAACUAUUGUAAUUUGUUAAUUUUGUGUAUUGUUCACGUUGGUUGAAAAAAAGUCUAACGACACUU
Messenger RNA from Leptinotarsa decemlineata (Colorado potato beetle), 1582 nucleotides. Its product is annotated as zinc finger MYND-type containing 10. The record is from RefSeq and is a predicted model, not a curated record. Gene Ontology annotation, biological process: outer dynein arm assembly; inner dynein arm assembly; motile cilium assembly. Gene Ontology annotation, cellular component: centriolar satellite; cytoplasm. Lineage: Eukaryota; Metazoa; Arthropoda; Insecta; Coleoptera; Chrysomelidae.